ACAGUUCAGGCAGAGUUUGAUUAGAGAGUAAAAAAUAAAAAUGGCCGAGAAGUAGAAUGGAAGAUCGAUGCAGAAAGAACAAGAGGAUGAUGAAAUAUAUAGAGCACUCCAUCUCCAUAAAGCUUUUGUUUUUGGCCUUCUUUUCUUCUUUUCAUUCUUCAAAGAUUCCAUCCAUUUCUGGUCCCCCACCAUUCCAUUCCACAAUCAUCUCCUCUCCUUUUUAAUUUUUGUUUUAAGUAUUUCUUAACAUGGCAUCUGCAGUAACAGUAAAUAAAGGUGAUUCCUUUUGUUUUUCAAAAUCAAUAAACAUCAUCAUAUCAUUUUUGAGCUAAACAAGACAGAUAGGAAGCUGUGUUUUUUAUAUAUUUAUUGAAAAACAAAAGUGGGUCAUUCCCAUUUCUAUUGAAUUGAAUAGAGAAGUGAUCAAAGGAACCAGAGGCUGGUGCUGGUGGUGGGUCUUUGUCUCAAGUUAUCAUCAUCUUAGCCUUGAAUCCAUAAUCAAUCAGGAUCUUAGUCGUCCCCAACGCCUUCACUAAUAGUUGCUGUAGACCGUGUGCCAAGAUUUUGAAACAUGGCUGGGAUUGAUGAUAACGUUGCUAUAAUUGGUGAUUGGGUACCUCCUAGUCCAAGUCCAAGAGCUUUUUUCUCAGCAAUGUUAGGUGAUGAUAUUAACUCAAGAACAAUCCCAGAAUCUCCUGGGGAGAAAAGAAAUGAAGGGCUCUAUCUGGGACAACCAGAGCAGAUGACAACAGGAAAUUCUGAGAAAAAGGAUGGAGCACAAACUAGUGGUGUUCAGUUGACUGAAUUAGGUACAUUUUCUGAGCAAAAAUCGAACUUUCGUGGAGGUCUUGUUGAAAGAAUUGCAGCCAGAGCUGGAUUUAAUGCACCGCGGUUGAAUACAGAAAGUAUCAGGUCCACUGAAAGUUCUAUGAACCCUGAGAUUAGGUCGCCUUAUUUGACAAUACCACCUGGUCUCAGCCCGACAACCUUGCUGGAAUCUCCAGUUUUCCUUUCAAAUUUGGCACAGCCAUCUCCAACAACUGGAAAAUUUUCUUUUUUUCCAAAUGGUAACACCAAGAACUCCACAGUGGGCUCUGACCCUCCUGAUAAAAGUAAAGAAACUUUCUUUGACAACGUUGAUUCAUCUUCAUUUGCGUUCAAGCCUAUGGGAGAAUCAGGUUCUUUUUUCCUUGGUGGAACAAGCAAGCAAUCCUUUCCCAGUAUCGAUGUUUCUGUUCGCUCUGAGAAUGCUUUUCAGUCGCAUGGUGUGGAACCCGCCAAAACUCAGUUUGAGAGUAGAAACAGCCUCCAUUUCCGAGCAGAAUUCUCCAAAUUGACUACUGAAAAGGAUAACGGAGGUAUUACUGUAGCAGAUCAGAGGACCUUUGACACUGUUGCUGGCAACGCUGAGCAUUCUUCCCCUCUUGCUGAGCAACAAGAUGAAGAAGGAGAUCAAAGAGCCAGUGGAGAUUCAAUGGCUGCUGGAGGCACACCAUCUGAGGAUGCAUAUAAUUGGAGAAAAUAUGGGCAGAAACAAGUAAAAGGCAGUGAGUAUCCACGGAGUUAUUACAAGUGCACGCAUCCAAAUUGCCCAGUUAAGAAGAAAGUGGAACGUUCUCAUGAGGGCCAUAUAACAGAGAUCAUAUAUAAGGGGGCACACAACCAUCCCAAGCCACCACCCAACCGGAGGUCAGCCACUGGAUCAAUGGAUACACAACUGGAUAUUCCUGAACAAGCUGGGCCACAGGUUGGUGCUGUUAAUGAUUCGGUUUGGGCAGGUACACAAAAAGGAACUGCUGCAGGAACUCCUGAUUGGAGGAAUGACAAUGUCGAGGUUUCAUCUUCAGCAUCUGGGGGCCUAGGCCCUGAAUUUGGAAAUCCAUCUUCCUCGGUACAGGGUCAGAGCGGAACUCCCUUUGAGUCAGCUGAUGCUGUGGAUGCCUCGUCUACCUUUUCAAAUGAUGAAGAUGAUGAUCGGGCUACACAUGGCAGUGUAGGUUACGAUGGUGAAGGAGAAGAAUCUGAGUCCAAGAGAAGGAAAGUUGAAACAUAUGCAACCGAAAUGAGUGGAGCCACCAGAGCAAUCCGUGAGCCUAGAGUUGUGGUCCAGACAACCAGUGAGGUGGAUAUCCUUGACGAUGGAUAUCGCUGGAGAAAGUAUGGACAGAAAGUUGUUAAAGGCAAUCCAAAUCCUAGGAGUUAUUACAAGUGCACUAGCGCAGGCUGCACAGUGAGAAAGCAUGUGGAAAGGGCAUCGCAUGACCUUAAGUCAGUGAUCACUACGUAUGAGGGGAAGCACAAUCAUGAUGUCCCUGCUGCUCGCAAUAGCAACCAUGUCAACUCUGGCACCUCUAAUGCCACCCCAGCCCAAGCUGGCAUAGCCGUUCAAACCCAAGUUCACAGACCUGAGGCAUCCCAAGUUCACAACAGCAUGACUAGUAGAUUUGAGAGGCCUCCUGCAUUUGGAUCCUUCAGGCAGCAGCUGGGGCCUUCGGCUGGCUUCUCAUUUGGAAUGAAUCAACCUGGGUUUGCCAAUAUGGGAAUGGCUGGGUUAGGUCCAGGGCAACCAAGGAUGCCAGUUAUGCCCAUGCAUCCAUACUUAGCACAGCAACGUGCAGUGAAUGAAAUGGGGUUGAUGAUGCCGAAAGGAGAAGCAAAGGUGGAGCCAGUGACUGAAGCUAAUAUGAGCCUGUCCUCCAACAAUCCAACAGUGUAUCAGCAAAUAAUGAGUAGGCUGCCUCAGAUGUAAAAUUUUUAAUUUCUCUAAUAUGUUAUCAAAACGUUUAUUUAUUAAUUGUUGUUAUGAUUUUUGUCGUUGUUACAAGGAAAAUAGGAACAUAUACUCCUAUCUAUCUAUAUAUUAUAUAGAAAAGGGCAAAUGCCACAAGUUAUUUGUGUU
Molecule: messenger RNA, 2899 nt
Organism: Populus nigra (black poplar)
Lineage: Eukaryota; Viridiplantae; Streptophyta; Magnoliopsida; Malpighiales; Salicaceae
Product: probable WRKY transcription factor 2
Exons: 6
Coding region: 572-2749 (725 amino acids)
Biological process (GO): regulation of DNA-templated transcription
Molecular function (GO): sequence-specific DNA binding; DNA-binding transcription factor activity
Source: RefSeq, a predicted model, not a curated record